UCCGCUAGAGGGCUCUUGCGUCUUCCUCUUUUAAUAAUUUGCUAAUCAUGGCAACUGGUAAAUCUUCAAGAAAGGUUCCUAAAUUACCAGAAAAUCUGGCAUUACUACCGUCAGAACAGAAAGAAUUCGAAAAAUUUGCCAACGUCGAGUCUACUAAAGUAACUGGGCGUGGUGUUGUUUACCUUGGUCGUAUCCCCUAUGGAUUCUUUGAGAACCAAAUGAGAGCGUAUUUCAGUCAAUUCGGCAAAGUGACUCGCCUUAGGCUAUCACGAAGUAAAAGAACAGGAAAAUCCAAAGGUUUUGCUUUCAUUGAAUUCUUGAGUGAAGAUGUGGCAAAAAUUGUAGCUGGAACAAUGAAUAACUAUUUGUUGUUAGAAAAUUUACUAAAAUGUCGGUUCAUUCCACCAGAAGAAGUGAAAGUCAAUUUAUUCAAAGGAUGUAACAGAAAAUUCUCAGCACCAAAAUCUCAUAUCAUUUCCAGAGAUCGACACAAUUCAGCUAAAUCUACUAAAGUAAUUCGAUAUAAAACCAUUCGUUCCCUGAAGAAGCUCAAUAAAAGGGUGGAAAAGCUUAAGGAUAUAGGUAUCGAAUUUGAUUCAAGCAACUUGGAGAAAUCAAUCAUGACCAGUUUAGAUAAGCAGCUCAAAUCUGUAGCUAAAAAAGAAACUGAUGACAGUUCAGAGAUGAAGACAGAUGAGUCCACACUCUCUGCAGUUGAUGCCAGUCAUUCGACUAAUGAAGGUGACUCCACAACCGGUGGCAGCAUAUUAUUACUGGAAGAUAACCCCAGUGAUGAUGAAAUACAGAUAAAAACACCACCAAACUGUGUCAAACUCUCAAAAUUAAACCAGCUUUCCAAAAAAGAACUCAGGAAAGUUAAGACCGUAAAAACAGCCAAAGCACCCAGCUUUAAAUUAUUCCCAAAGCCAAAAAAGGUUAAAGAAUAAUUAUAAAAGUUUUACAAUAAAAAUUUAUAAACUAA
Messenger RNA from Octopus sinensis (East Asian common octopus), 982 nucleotides. Its product is annotated as MKI67 FHA domain-interacting nucleolar phosphoprotein-like. Bases 48 to 947 code for a protein of 299 amino acids. NCBI's taxonomy places the organism in Eukaryota, Metazoa, Mollusca, Cephalopoda, Octopoda, Octopodidae. The transcript has 5 exons. The record is from RefSeq and is a predicted model, not a curated record. Gene Ontology annotation, cellular component: nucleolus. Gene Ontology annotation, molecular function: RNA binding. Gene Ontology annotation, biological process: maturation of LSU-rRNA from tricistronic rRNA transcript (SSU-rRNA, 5.8S rRNA, LSU-rRNA).